Molecule: messenger RNA, 435 nt
Organism: Ectocarpus siliculosus
Lineage: Eukaryota; Phaeophyceae; Ectocarpales; Ectocarpaceae
Source: the annotation of a GenBank genome assembly
AUGACGUCAACAAGGGAAAGAGCGCGACUCCGCCCCCGAGUCACGGUGACGAGGGGAGGAAGGAGGCCCCGGGGGGGAGUGUCGCGCAUUCUCUUACCCCUCAGGACGGCGGUAGUAGGGGGCAAGAGAAGGUCCGGGGAGGAUCUCCUUAACUUUGGGAACGACUCCGGGGCUUAUCGCCCGAACCAGGCGCCGGAGCCCCCCCCCCCCCGACCAACCACUAACGGCGGCCGUAGCCCGGUGCCGGCGGGGUGGGGCAACCGUCCCGCGGCGGCGGGCGGCAGCGCCGUCGCCGGCUGUGCAGGAAUUAGCAACGGCGGUGCUUCCCUACCGGGCCGUAAAUCGACCGCGGGGCGCAUGCAGGCGGCGGCGGCGGGGCGGACGAACGGAGGCGGGUCGCGGGGGCCGACCGGUGCACCCGUUAACAACGGGUGA